ACACACACACACACACACACACACAAGAUGGGUAUAUUGAGCCAGGCUUUGGAGAAACCAUGUCAAAGAUAAAUGUGGAGCUCUGUUAUGAAGAAUCAACAGACUUUAAAUUUGCUGCCAGUUUUGGCUCUAGCAAGUUUCUUCAUCAGGAUAAGUGGAUCAAUGUCUCUUCAGCCGGUGCUGAGUGGUCCUGACGCGGCGUUCCUCAGUUCCAGGGUGACCUUCCGCUGUAUUCGACCUGACUCCUCUCUGCCAGUCACCUAUGAGCUGAUUAGGGACGGCAGCGCCCUGAUCGCCGUAGUCGCUGACCUUCCUGGGGAUCAAAAGGCUUUAUUUCACCUGAAGGUCACUGCAACGUCGGAGGGGUCGUACCACUGCAAGGCGACGACACCAGAAAGCACAGGAGUCAGCAACAGCAUCAGGCUGAGUGUAGUCACUCCAGCCUCGAACACCAGAGUGACCUCUGAUCCCUUCCCCCCUGCCGCGUACGAGGGGUCACGCAUGGCACUGAGCUGCAGCGUUGCAAAGGGCUCCCAUCUUUUCUACACCUGGUUGUUCAACAGGAAGGAGGUGACAUCUUUAACCUCUCCUCCAGUUCUCCUCACUGGGAACGAGCUAGUGAUGGGGAAGGUGGCUCCAGAGCAUGCUGGGUACUAUUCUUGCAUGGCUUGGUCCGAGGUGCAAGGCGACAGGAGGUUUUCCAGCAGCCAAGAGGUCCAGAUGACAGUCAAAGCCUACCUCUCAAAGCCAAGAAUCUCUUACUCCAUCUUCAAACAGGGAGCCAGUCGGUAUGGCAACGUGACGUGCUGGUCAACAAGAGGGAGCCCUCCGGUCAACAUCUCUCUCUCUGUAAAUGACAAAGAGGUGGGAUCCGUCACAGGCGCUCAAUCCCUCGUUGCCUGGUUCCUCGUCGCCAUGGCACCGAGGCAGGACACGGCCGUCGCUCGGUGUCGCGUGAAGACUGAGGUGCAGGAGUUGACGAGUGAGCCUGUGACUCUGGAAAUGGUGCCAGUCGGAGGUCACGUGAAAGUGGAAGUUGAAUAUCUUUACAGUGCUGAUUCCAAACUAGUUGCUGCCAAGCUGACCUGCCAGGUCAGCAGAGGAACUUUCCCUCACAUCUCUUGGCUCUUGAACAAUUCCAGCCUUCCCUCUGAGACACAUGAGGACUCCCUCACUCACCCCGUCCCGUAUCACGGCGCCCUGGCUGACCGUAGACGAACACUCUUUCUGGCCAAACUUGGCCCAGAGGAGUCUGGGUAUUACGUCUGCAGGGCCAGGGACAGCUACAACGACUCCGGCGCCUGGCUGGAGAGUGCAGCCGUGCUGGUGGGAGUCACAGAGGUUUUUCUGAACACCAUCGAAGUCCUCACCAUUGUGUUCUGCUGCUUCCUUUUUCUGAUGCUGGCCGUCGGUGCCGGCUGUGUUUACAAGAUGUUUGACCACAAGCACGCUCAAGCCCAAGUUGCUACAACAGAUUCUGAUGCUUUUCCUCUAUCGGCACACACAUCCCCGUCAGGAGGCAGACAGGACGAUACUUUGUCCAAAGACUUUGAUUUUGAGAGUGAGAUCACUGUAUGAAACAGGAGGAACCUGCACCUCUCCUCAUUUCCAUCACCGCUUCAUGAAAAUUAAUCAAAAUCUGCAGCUACAUUUUUUUAUCUGCAGGCAGGGCAACAAUGUCUUUUCCAGAACUGCCGAGUUGCUUAUAAAAACUGGUGGAACAUUCUAAAGUACAACUAAAAAGAGUGAGAUAUUAUAUUCAAAGCAAAACUGUAUAUCAUUAUGUGUUUGAAAAUAAAUACAAGAAUACCAACUGA
Molecule: messenger RNA, 1817 nt
Organism: Gasterosteus aculeatus aculeatus (three-spined stickleback)
Lineage: Eukaryota; Metazoa; Chordata; Actinopteri; Perciformes; Gasterosteidae
Source: RefSeq, a predicted model, not a curated record